AUGUCAGAGCAAGGUACUUCAAAUCAUUACCAUUAUAAAAUACGUAAUGAUCAAAUCAGAGAUCAAAUUAAUAGCAAAAUCGUAUCCGCAAAAGCGACAAGUCCAAUACUUGAAUCUUUCCAUGACUAUCAACCUCCAAGAAAUACUCAUAUAUCGCCUGCAUCUGAUGAUGACGUGCAAGCAUGUCGUGAUAUUUUAGAAGCAGAAAACAGUGCUCACCCAAGACCGCACCAUCAAAUUUUACAAAAUUCGCACGUAGAAAAUAUAACGAAAUCCAAGACAAUAUCGGAAUCUCAGGAUAACCACGCUAUCAAUGCACAGGAAGGGAAUAAGGUUAUUAAAAGAAAAAAGGUUAAAAGGAAAGCCAAAAAAAAUGAUCGUCCAAGUAAUUUGCAGUCACGUCCAUUCAUCCAUGAAUCAAAUCAAGGAAUGAAAGCACAAAAUGAUAUUCGACAAAAUGAUAGCUUUAAUUUAGAUAAGAAACUUGAAAGCAUACAUAAAGUGACUUCCUUAUCUAAAGAGGCUGAAAUCCAAUUAAAGUCUCAAAAUCCUUCUACAUACGAAAGGAAUAACCUUAAACAACAUGAUAAAGAGAAGACUAAACAAUUUACUUCUCAAGACAAAUUUCACCGACAAGAUCCUUUAGAAAAUUCCGUCAUUAACGAAGGGACAAUAGAUACAGAUAUACUCCGCCUAAGAUAUCAACUAACUGAUGCUGACAGACGUAAAUUACUGCACAUCGUCAAAUUUCAUACAAACGAUUUAGAAGUCCUUUUAAGGGUCCAUGAAAAUAAGCAACGUAAAACCCAUCAGCUUUCAGAUAAACGUAAUGAAUUCAAUGAGCAGGAUGAUAAAAAUAUUAAUUCAGAAGCUCAACAAUCGGCACAUCAAAAAAUAGUACUUGGUGAAGCUCAGCUUGAAGAAAAUACCCACACAUAUAAUAAAAAUAUUAUGCCGGAAAAGGAAUAUUCGGAUUAUGACAAAUCACACACAGAACGCCAAUCCGAUCAACAAAAUUACCUUAACGGCAAUGAGUACAGACAAGAAAAUAUUCUAAAUAAACAAACCAAAUUACAAAGCGAAACUUCGUUAAGGCAGCCGAUGCUCUCCAACGACUAUAUAAAUCAAACAGCACCGUCCCAUGAAACUGUAUCACAGCUGAGACAGAAUAUUACGAAUAAAUAUGGUAGCGAUACUGAAAGCAAACAACAAAAUCUUCUAGUCACGGAAGGCAGAAAGAUAUAUCAUCAAAGUGCUUCUAACGUAGCUGCUGGGAAAGAAACCAUGGAGACUCCAAGACGUGCGGCACACUUGGAUAUAUCGCCGGAAUCUCAAGGUCACUCAAAUAAUCUACUUCGUUAG
Trichoplax adhaerens is the source of this 1362-nucleotide messenger RNA. RefSeq lists its product as uncharacterized. NCBI's taxonomy places the organism in Eukaryota, Metazoa, Placozoa, Uniplacotomia, Trichoplacea, Trichoplacidae. The transcript has 11 exons. The coding region runs from base 1 to 1362 and encodes 453 amino acids. The record is from RefSeq and is a predicted model, not a curated record.